UCACCCCCCUCCCCCCUCAGGCUGUUGCCAUGACGAAGGAGCGUGGGGGGGAGCUCCCGGCGGGGGGGGGCACCGACCCCCGACCCCCCCAGCCCCAUGGUGGAGCGACGCAAGAAGCCGAUGGUGCACCCCGCCGCCCCCGCCCCCCUGCCCAAGGACUACGCCUUCACCUUCUUCGACCCGAACGACGCGGCGUGCCGGGAGAUCCUGCUGGACCCUCGCACCACCGUGCCCCAGCUCUUUGCCAUCCUGCGCCAGUGGGUGCCCCAAGUGCAGCACAGCGUCGAUGUGAUCGGCAAUGAGAUCCUGCGCCGCGGGUGCCACGUGAAUGACCGGGAUGGACUGACGGACAUGACGCUGUUGCACUACGCCUGCAAGGCUGGUGCCCACGGCGUGGGGGACCCGGCAGCGGCAGUGCGUCUGUCCACGCGGCUGCUUGCACUGGGGGGGGAUGUGACGCUGCGGAGCCGCUGGACCCACAUGAACGCCCUCCACUACGCCGCCUACUUCGACGUCCCCGAGCUCAUCCGCACACUCCUGCGGGCGGCAGCCCCCCGAGUGCUGCACUCGACCUGCAGCGACUUCAGCCACGGGACGGCACUGCACAUUGCUGCCUCCAACCUCUGCCUGGGGGCUGUGCGCUGCCUGCUGGAGCACGGGGCCGAUCCUGCCCUCCGGAACAGCAAGGGUCAGGUGGCGGCCGAGGUGGUGCCGGACCCUACGGACAUGGCGCUGGACAAGGCGGAGGCGGCGCUGGCGGCGCGGGAGCUGCGACAGCUGCUGCUGGAUGCCGUCCCCCUGAGCUGCAGCCUCCCCCGCGUCACCCUGCCCAACUACGACAACCUACCCGGGAACCUCAUGCUGCUCUGCCUCGGCCUCCAGCUGGGCGACCGCGUCCAAGUUGACGGUGGAAAGGUGGGGACCCUGCGUUUCUGCGGCACCACGGCGUUUGCCAGCGGGCAGUGGGCUGGAGUGGAGCUGGACGAGCCUGAGGGCAAGAACGACGGCAGCGUGGGGGGGGUCCGCUACUUCAUCUGCCCCCCCAAACAGGGUGUCUUCGCCUCUGUCUCCAAGAUCUCCAAGGCGGAGGAGCAGCCCCCAGCCCCUCCCCCCCCCCGCAGCCCCCCGGGACCCCCGGCCCGAGCCCCCCACAAGGCCCGGAAGGACAAGAGAGCGCCCCGGAAGCGUGGUGGGGCGUGGCUGGACCGGGAGGGGCGCCGCGUGGCCCCGGGGGAUGCGGUGCUGGUGGCCGGACAGCGCCCGGGGCGGGCCCGGUUCUAUGGGCGCACUGACUUCGCCCCGGGGUACUGGUUCGGGGUGGAGCUGGACUCAGCCGGGGGGAAACACGACGGCUCUGUUUUCGGGGUGCGGUACUUCUCCUGCCCCCCCAAACACGGUGUCUUCGCUCCCCCCUCCCGUGUGCAGAGGGUCGGGGGUCCCAGGGAGGAGCCGGGGGAUGGCACCCCAGAAAAGAAGGUGCAGCAGGUCACUGUGUCACAGCCCAAGCGCAACUUCCCGGCGGUGCGGACCCCGAAGGACAUCACCUCAGAGAGCUCCUUCUCCAGGUUACUCUUCUGCUGCUGGUUCCCCUGGAUGCUGCGGGCCGAGAUGCAGUCCUAACCCCGCCCCCCCGGCCUCGCUGGGCCCCUCCCACCCCCCUGCCACCCCUCCCCCACCCAGUGCCCUUGGUCCCCUCCCCUCCCCCCCCGCCCUGGGGGGGGGGAGACGUGAUGUGACACCCCUUCCCCCCCCUGCCCCAAACCCUGACUCCCUUUGCGCCAGGCUGUUGACUCUGGAACCUACUUAUUACAGCGACAGGGUGGCAGGGGGGGUGAGUUGAGGCCAGCCAGCCUCUCCCCUGACCCCUGUUUUGGGCUGUUCACCCUUGAACCUACUGAUAACAGUGAUGGGGAUUUGCUGGUGCCAAGACACACACCCCCACCCACCCACUCAUUUUGGGCUGUUCACCAUGGAACAUACUGAUAACAGUGAUGGGGAUUAGCUGGUGCCAGCCCCUCCCCCCCCCCCCCCCCCCCCCCCCCCCUUUGGGCUGCUCUCUCUGGAGCCUACUGAUUACAGUGAUGGGAUGAGUUGAUGCCAGCCCCCAACCACCUUUGCACCCUGCCCCCCCAGCCCUCUUUUGUGGCUGUUCACUCUGGAACCUACUGAUUACAGCGAUGGGGGUGAGCUGACGCCUGCCCCUCUGACCACCCUCUUAACACCUGUUUUGGGCUGUUCACCCUGGAACCUACUGAUUACAGUGAUGGGGUGUUGCUGCCAGCCCCACCCACAAGCCCCUCUGCCCCCUCCUCCCCAUAUUGGGCUGCUCAUUCUGGAACCUACUGAUUAGUUACAGGGAAUUGAUGCCAGGAUCCCUCCCAGAAUAUUUCUGGGCCCCGCUAAGCCCGGUUCCUCCAGGCGGUUCACUCUGGAACCCACUGAUUACGCUUGUGAGGAGUGAGCCAAUGCCAACCUGCCCCUCCCCCCCCCCCCCCCCCCCGCGUUUUGGGUUGUUCACACUGGAAGCUGCUGACUACAAUUGGGAGAAGAGGGAUUUAUGCCAGGGACCUGCCGCAAACCUGUUCUUGAGCCGUUAACUCUGGAAACUACUGAUUAUACCCGGGGGGGGGGGGGGCAUUUUAUGGAAAACUGGUUUGGUGGAUACUCCAGUGGCUGCUAGUGGGGUUGAGGACCCCCCCCCAAAAAAAAAGGGACCCAGGCGUCCGGGCCCCCCCCCCCCCCCCGCAGUAGCAAUAACAUCCCAUCCCCCUGCGAUCGUGUGAGUGGCUUUAAUGUCCCCAUCCCCCCGCCCGUGCCCUGCCCCCCCGCUGCCGCAUGGUCCCCCCCGGACCCGCUUCUGCCACCAAUAAACACCUUUAUACGUC
Messenger RNA from Aquila chrysaetos chrysaetos, 2885 nucleotides. It is a transcript of the gene CLIP3, whose product is annotated as CAP-Gly domain containing linker protein 3. NCBI's taxonomy places the organism in Eukaryota, Metazoa, Chordata, Aves, Accipitriformes, Accipitridae. Gene Ontology annotation, biological process: cytoplasmic microtubule organization. Gene Ontology annotation, molecular function: microtubule plus-end binding. Gene Ontology annotation, cellular component: microtubule plus-end; nucleus; cytoplasm. The record is from RefSeq and is a predicted model, not a curated record.